Messenger RNA from Wickerhamiella sorbophila, 1545 nucleotides. RefSeq lists its product as hypothetical. Lineage: Eukaryota; Fungi; Ascomycota; Dipodascomycetes; Dipodascales; Trichomonascaceae. The record is from RefSeq and is a predicted model, not a curated record. Gene Ontology annotation, molecular function: heme binding; iron ion binding; oxidoreductase activity, acting on paired donors, with incorporation or reduction of molecular oxygen, reduced flavin or flavoprotein as one donor, and incorporation of one atom of oxygen. The coding region runs from base 1 to 1545 and encodes 514 amino acids. The transcript has a single exon.
AUGAUUGACAAUCUGUUGAAAGUCGGUGCCUAUAUUCUGGCUGCGUACGGUUUAUACGUAGUGUUCGUUCUUGUUCGUUACAAGUACGACGAUUAUGUCGCUGCUCGCCACGGUUGCGCAGUUCCAUUUUACUCUGACAGAGAGAUGCCAAUUGGCAUCAAAGGAUCCUACAUGACCAUGAAGUCACUGUGGAACAGUACAAUUCUCGAUUUUUUCCAGGAGAGAAUCUCUGAAGCUCGUACCGUGCGUACUGUCGUCUCUGGCCAGCGAUGGUUCAUAACCAUCGAGCCCGACAAUGCACGCACUGUGCUGGCCACUUCAUUUAAGGACUAUUCGCUGGGCUUCCGCUACGAAAGUUUUUUCCCGUUGCUUGGCAAUGGUAUUUUCACCCUCUCUGGUGAGGGCUGGAAGCACUCUCGAUCCAUGCUGCGUCCGCAGUUCUCGAGAGAGCAGGUGUCUCAUUUGCGAUCCAUCGGUGAGCACCUCGACAUUUUGAUGCGCAGAUUCACGAAUGGAAGCAAGGAUGGCGGCACUGUGGACGCCCAGGCUCUGUACCACCAAUUGACCUUAGACACGGCAACCGAGUUUCUGUUUGGAUCUUCGUCAAACACCUUGGACGAAAAAACCACUACAAUCAAGGCUCCUCGCGGUGAAGUCUCAAACGCCCAGUUUGCGGAAUCCUUCACAAGCUGUCUGCUUACACUGGCUACUCGGGUAGUUCUGGGGUCUCUUUACUGGGUCUACAGUCCGCCUGGCUUCAAGAAAAAUGUUGAAGUGUGCCAUAACUUUGUCGACUAUUAUGUCCAGAAGGCUCUCGAGAAGCCCAUGGGACCUGACGAUACCGCCGACCGCUAUGUCUUCAUCAAUGAGUUGACCAAAGAAACCCAGGAUCCUAUUGUGAUCCGCGAUCAAGCCUUCAAUAUCCUGCUUGCUGGCCGCGACACCACUGCAGCUCUGCUAUCGUACUGCACAUUUUAUUUAGGCCGCAACAAGGACGUUUACAAGCGUCUGCGCGAGAGCAUCUUGGCUGAUUUCGGUGAAGGCCAUGAAAACAUCACAUUCGAGUCACUCAAGCGCUCCAAGUUUUUGCAGAACAUCAUCAACGAAACCCUGCGUUUGCACCCCAUUGUACCUUUGAAUUUUAGAACGGCUAUUCGCGAUACUAAACUUCCCGUUGGCGGUGGCCCCAACCAGGACCAACCCCUGUUUGUCCCCAAGGGUACCAACAUCUUUUACCUGCCGUACGUUAUGCAGCGUCACCCGCGCUACUGGGGUGAAGAUGCUAACGAGUUUAAGCCAGACCGGUGGGACGACCCGGAGACCCAGCGUCACACAUGGGACUAUAUUCCGUUCAACGGUGGUCCUCGCAUCUGCCUUGGCCAGCAGUUUGCUCUCACAGAAGCUUCGUAUGCCCUGGUGCGUGUUGCUCAAACUUUCAAGGACAUCAACAUUGUCCAUCCCGCUCCCAAUGAGCCCCUUCGCCAGAUCAUGCGCUUGACAUCUUCUGUUCUAGGGGGCGUGGAAGCGAAUUUCGUUCCUGCGUAA